UGUGAUGAGAACAGUCAAAUCGUAAUGGCGACUGCUGGGACAGCAGACUCGGGAUCAACAGCCCCGACAGGGACAAGUGGCAUCCGAAAAAUGGUCCCUGCAGAGAUGCCUGGCUCUUCAGGUACAACUCAGAGCAUGAAGAAGACCAUUGGACACCGGGGCGUUGAGACCACCACAGGAGAGACCACCUAUAAAAAGACCACUUCGUCUGCCCUAAAAGGCGCCAUCAUGUUGGGCAUCGCUCACACAGUUGGCAGCUUAAGCCAAAAGGCAGAAAGGGAUGUUCUCAUGCAGGACUUUGUGGUAGUCGAAAGCAUCUUCUUCCCCAGUGAAGGCAGUAACCUGACUCCUGCUCAUCACUACAGUGACUUUCGCUUUAAGACCUAUGCUCCUAUUGCCUUUCGAUACUUCAGGGAACUCUUUGGCAUCCGGCCAGAUGACUACAUGUAUUCUCUGUGCAACGAGCCACUGAUCGAGCUGUCUAACCCCGGAGCCAGUGGAUCCAUCUUCUAUGUCUCUAGUGAUGACGAGUUCAUCAUCAAGACUGUUCAACAUAAAGAGGCAGAGUUCCUCCAAAAGCUUCUGCCUGGAUAUUUCAUGAAUAUAAACCAAAACAAGCGCACCCUGCUACCCAAGUUCUAUGGACUCUAUUGUGUUCAGGCAGGAGGUAAGAACAUCCGGAUUGUCGUGAUGAACAAUCUUCUGCCUCGGACCAUCCCCAUGCACCUCAAAUACGACCUGAAGGGCUCCACCUAUAAGAGAAGAGCUUCCCCUAAGGAGAGAGAGAAGGCCGUUCCCACUCACAAAGACCUGGACUUUAUCCAGGACUUGCCUGACGGCCUGCUGCUGGAAGCCGACAACUACAAUGCCUUGUGCAAGACUAUACAGAGGGACUGCUUGCUUUUGCAGAGCUUUAAGAUCAUGGAUUACAGCCUGUUAAUGGGCAUCCACAACAUGGACCAGGCCAGUCGAGAGCGGGAGCGUGGUGGGGGCACUUCGGGGGACAGUGGGGGGUCGGAGGGAGCAGUAACCCCAGAUCAGCGCCGGCCACAAGCCCAGAAAAGUCUGUACUGUACAGCCAUGGAGUCCAUUCAGGGGGAGGCUCGAGGGAAGGGAGCUUUGGAUUCAGAAGAUCACAUGGGUGGGAUUCCAUCUCGCAAUUCUAAAGGAGAGAGGUUGCUGAUCUACAUCGGCAUCAUUGACAUUCUCCAGUCCUACAGGUUUAUUAAGAAGUUGGAGCACUCCUGGAAGGCCUUGGUCCAUGAUGGGGACACAGUUUCGGUUCACAGACCUGGCUUCUAUGCAGAUCGUUUCCAGCAAUUCAUGUGCAACACAGUGUUCAAGAAAAUUCCACUAAAACCAUCACCAUCUAAGAAGAGUCGUGGUGGAGGUCAGGGAGGUCUUCGGAGGGCCCCCACCCUGGGAGCUCCCACCCCGCUGUCCCAUGCGACAGGACAGUCAUCCAUGGACUCCAGACUAGUCUACCACAGCCACUUUAAAAGCACAGACUCAGAGGCAGACAGCGGCGUGCAGUCGUCGGGCAGACCAGAUCUUGUUCCGAGGACCCCUCCGCUGGUAGAAAACCCUGCUGACUGUGAGGCCAACCUGUCCACCUCAUCACUAGGCAGCACAGGAGUUGCCUCCACCUCUCCUCCGCUACGGUCUGUAGGGGUAGAAGUGCACAAAUCAGCAAACCCAGACUUUGACCAGGGUUCUUCCCACAGUUUGGAGGCUGAAGGGGCUUUAGACAAUUCAGGCAACCUGUGUGGAAACGAAGAUGUAGUUUCACUCUCAGACAUCAUCCCUGAGACCAACAUCUGUUUUUAAAAACACAGUGCCAUCUAAAGACGAGGCGUUUCUGGACAUGGCGAGGCUGGUGGAAGUAAGGACAAAGAGAGUUGAAAGUUACCCAUUGACCACACACCACUGCACCUCUGUUGUUUUCUCACCAAUACAGUAUAUACGGGGAUCGCUGGAUGAAGCAGCGAUGUGCAAUGGAGGUUGUGAUAAUGAAGAAAGCAGUGGUGGGAAGAUCAAGAAGAAGACUGUGUGUGGUAUGCUUUAGGCUUUCCCAUCAACAUUAUCCCAAAGCCAGAUUGUCUCUCAUAUACACCUGGAAUAAAGCUCUUUAGUAGCUUUGGCAGCAUUACAUUACAGAGAUUUUCGCAACAUGAAGAAUGCUGCAAUGACAUAAUAAACAAAAUAAUUAGUUGUAGAGUAUAUUGAUUUAAAAAAAACAAAUCCCACGCCCCAGUCACCAGUGGAUGGUGAAGACAGACAAAUUAUCCAUGAAGAGUCAGUUCAUUUUAUGCAGCACAAAGCGAUGUGUGAUGGCACAGACAGCAGUUCAGCAGGAACACACACACUUAAGAGCAUAUGAAGGGAAUAUCCUGUGUCUGUAGCAGUGAAUAUUUCCCUGUGUGUUCGUGCACAAUCUGAGUGGCUUCACAUUGCCGUGAUUCACACACACGAGUGUUCCUGUUACUGCACUUCUGUGUCCUCUCGGCGCUCUCUCACGAGCAGGGGUGCUCUUAGCUAUCAACACUUGCUGCUGUAGACGCUUCGAUCAUGUAUGCAUUUCUUUUUACUGAUUGUGGAUGUCCAGGUAUUUGUAUGAAACUGGAUUUCUGAAACAGCGGAGGGAUGGGUUCAAACCGACCUGUACGGUAAUUUUGUUUCCCGUUUUGUUGUAAGUUAUUCUGCUGGUAGCCACGGUGGUGCUGCAAAGGUCCAGCUAGAUCUUUCCACAUCUGAAUGUCCAUUACAAUGUUUUUCUUAUAUAGAAUGUGUCUUAUUAACAUGGCAGACCACAUUUGUACAACCCCAAAAAAUCUCCCCCUCUGAUGUGACCAUAUGUGCUUACGUAUAAAUGAAUACAGAGAGAAGAGCUGUUGACAGCAUUGCUGGCCAGUCUGUAGCUGUUAAAUGAAGUCAUGCUAUUAAGCCAAUAGAAUAGUAAUAAUUUCCAGGCACUGUCAUUUGUCUGUCAUGUCUGUGCCUUUAACAUGUUUGUCCCUUCCUUAACAUGUGAUAUGAUAUAACUGACAUUUUUUAAAGGUCAGCGUUUUAGUCGCACAGACAAACCUGCCUUAUCACUACAGCUGAAGUCAUCCAACUGCCAUUUGUAUGUCUGGAACAACCACCUGUUGCCAGGGUUUAAAAGAAUUUCAGAUUUUAAUGCAAACACUAGUACAGCCUCUUUCGGUUAUGCGUAUGUCGAUUGUUCAGUCAUUGGGGUUCAUCAGCUCAGUUAAUCCUUUUAACUGUCCUGACAUCAGUCAGUAAGGAUGUUUGUCUCUCAUUAAUCAUUUCUGCUGGUUACAGAAAUGACACCAGCCCACUCUUGGACCAAUAUAACUAACCGUGUGUACCAAGUCUUUCAUAUUUUUUUUGUAUCUACUGUUACUCAGCACUUACUCAGCUGUUCAUAAAAAAAAAAAAAAGAAAAAGAAAAAAAAAGAUGCUUUGUGUUUGCAAAAUGUUUUGUGUUUAUCUUAUUGUUUAGGGCACUAAGCAAGCUACUGAGGUGGCCGGCAGAGAGCUUUUUACCCCACGAGAUAUUUCUGAUACAGAAAUUUGAAUCACUACGAAGUGACUGUAGCAAAACUCGAGCUUAGACAUCAUCUCAUCUAAUGAAUUACUGUUUGCGUUUGUUAGACACAUGUGGUCUAUGCAGCAGAGAGGGAGAAGGGGAAAUGUGUCCUGUGACUAUAGAAAGAAGGAAAACUACUCAUGUUCAUCGAUGCACAGUUGAGGAUUUAGGACUGAGUCUGUGGCACCAAAGAGAAGAGUGAGGAGAUCCUGAGACUGUUCAGGAUCCAGUACAUUUAACAUGAAAAUGACACUCCUCAUUACCUACAUGGACUGGUAAUAAUGGUAUAUGGUAUAUAUGGACUGGUAUAUGGUAAUAACACUGGGUUGACCUGUGUUUUAAGGAUCUAUUAUUAAACUGGAUGGGUUUUUUUGCUAAAUAAUUUCACGUCUGAAAAGCUGUAUCUGACACAAAUCUAGUCCCUGUAAAGAUUUAUUUUGUAUUUAUCAAAGAAUUGGUUUACAUUGUGGCCUGAGACAUUUCAAGAUUGAACUCCACAUUCCUGUGAAAUUUCUAGUUAAAUUUACUACAAUUGCCUUAGCUCUUAGAACCCAUUAUUGACCACCUUUGUGUAGUUGGGAUGAUGUGCUUGAAUUAUUUCUUAGUAUGGUGAAAUAUGAAACCUUGAAUUUUUUUUUCUUUCUCAGUUUAAAGUCGUAUUUAGUUGGUUGGGAGUCAAACAGCCACCAAAGAAAACACUCCAAGUAAAGAUCUCUCAUCUAGAAAAAUUCAGAUUGUAUUUUACGACACCUGCAUUUAGAUGUUUUAUGUUGUAACCUUUUUUGUUAUGGGUGGGACUGAGUAAUUACUGGAUGCAGACCAGUUCUGUUUUGUACUACACCAUGGCACAAGAGAAACAUCCUUCGGUGCUUAAUGUGCGAUGCUCUCAGUGUAGACACUACAAUAUAUUUGAAGUAUUGCAAUAUGAACCACAAUCUGCCACCUUUCAUCUUUAAGAAGUAUAUUUAUUAAUAUGGGUGAUUGCUGCAGGCUGAAAUAAUAAGUUGUAUUAUGUACCUUUGAUGUACGUAUACUGACAGAAGGAUGUCUGAAACUUUAUAGCGUGUAUUGUCUAUGAAGGGGGCGAACUAUUUGACAAUUUCACUUUUUAUAUUUCAUGUUUAGAUUGUGAUAUGAUAGAAUCAUCCUGGAAAGAAACUGAGUUGUUAAUCUCCCAUGCUUUUUCUACAUGAAUGUUUCACAUGGCUUACAAGCCAAACAUUGCUGGUUGUCCUAUAUGCUUCAAUUACUAUAUUUUUACGGUGUAUAAAAUGUGUAUAUGUACAUAGGAGUCACGGAAAUGCCUUCUCAUGCAAUAUGUGCUGCCUGUCCCUCCUGCCAUGUUUCAGUUAUGUGGUGGUGAUGUUUUCAUGUCUGAUUUUAAAGGAUUAAACAUAUUUUCUAAAUCUU
Messenger RNA from Micropterus dolomieu (smallmouth bass), 5002 nucleotides. RefSeq names its product phosphatidylinositol 4-phosphate 5-kinase type-1 alpha-like. NCBI's taxonomy places the organism in Eukaryota, Metazoa, Chordata, Actinopteri, Centrarchiformes, Centrarchidae. Gene Ontology annotation, biological process: phosphatidylinositol metabolic process. The transcript has 16 exons. Bases 25 to 1827 code for a protein of 600 amino acids. The record is from RefSeq and is a predicted model, not a curated record. Gene Ontology annotation, molecular function: phosphatidylinositol kinase activity.